This is a messenger RNA of Tympanuchus pallidicinctus (lesser prairie-chicken), 2587 nucleotides long. RefSeq names its product integrin subunit beta like 1 (gene ITGBL1). Lineage: Eukaryota; Metazoa; Chordata; Aves; Galliformes; Phasianidae. The coding region runs from base 49 to 1539 and encodes 496 amino acids. Gene Ontology annotation, cellular component: integrin complex; cell surface; focal adhesion. The record is from RefSeq and is a predicted model, not a curated record. Gene Ontology annotation, biological process: cell-matrix adhesion; integrin-mediated signaling pathway; cell adhesion mediated by integrin. Gene Ontology annotation, molecular function: integrin binding; amyloid-beta binding. The transcript is spliced from 11 exons.
CAUCCGUCUGUCCAUCCACUGUCUGUCCAUCUACCCAAGGGAGGCAGCAUGGGCACGGUCGGCACAAUGCACGCGCAGAGGCUGCUGGGACUGGUGCUGCUGAUGGUGUCGGUGGGUUCCCUGCCCAGUCUGAGGCCCGCCACCACCCCAGCCCUGUGGAGCUCCUCGGGCAGCCCUGUUUUGUGCCUCCUGCCCCGUGCUGAGGCAGAGCUCCGGUGCCGUGUCCCGGGAGGCCCACUGUGCAGUGGCAGGGGCAGGUGCGACUGCGGGGUCUGCAUCUGCCAAGUGACGGAGGCUGGCAAAUAUUAUGGGCCGCUGUGCGAGUGCCAAGACUGGGUGUGUGAGAUCUACGACGGGAAGGUCUGUGGAGGCCAUGGAAAGUGUGACUGUGGGAAGUGCAAAUGUGAUGAAGGCUGGUAUGGUGAAGCUUGUCAGUAUCCAACUACUUGCAAUCUUACACGGAAGAAAAGCAAUGAAAUGUGUAAGAAUUCUCAAGAUAUCAUCUGCUCUGGUGCAGGUACAUGUCAGUGUGGCAGGUGUAAAUGCAUAAACUCAGGAGGAAGUGGACUGGUCUAUGGUAAAUUUUGUGAAUGUGAUGACAGGGAAUGCAUAGAUGAUGAAACCGAAGAGAUUUGUACAGGCCAUGGACAGUGUUACUGUGGAAACUGUUACUGUGAGGCUGGUUGGCAUGGAGAUAAAUGUGAAUUCCAGUGUGACAUCACCCCUUGGGAGAUCAAGAAAAGAUGCACAUCUCCAGAUGGCAAAAUCUGCAGUAAUAGAGGCACAUGUGUAUGUGGGGAAUGUACUUGUCAUGAUGUGGAUCCAACUGGAGACUGGGGAGAUAUUCAUGGAGACACUUGUGAGUGUGAUGAAAGAAACUGCAAAGCAGUGUAUGAUAGAUAUUCUGAUGACUUCUGUUCAGGUCACGGACAGUGUAAUUGUGGAAAGUGUGACUGUAAAGAGGGAUGGACAGGGAAGAAGUGUGAACAUCCACGGUCUUGUCCAUUGUCAGCUGAGGAAAGUGUGAAGAAAUGCAAAGGAAAUUCUAAUUUACCUUGCUCUGGAAGAGGAAAAUGUGAAUGUGGGCAAUGCACUUGUUUCCCUCCAGGAGACAACAGAGUCUAUGGAAAAAACUGUGAAUGUGAUGAUCGGCAGUGUGAAAGUGCGGAUGGCAAUGUCUGUGGGGGCCACGGCAUCUGUUCAUGCGGCCGAUGUGUUUGCCAGGAAGGGUGGUUUGGAAAGUUGUGCCAGUAUUCAAGGAAGUGCAACAUAACAGAAGAGGAGAGCAGAAGUCUCUGCGAGUCUGCGGAUGGUGUAUUAUGCUCAGGAAAGGGUUCCUGUCACUGUGGAAAGUGCAUCUGUUCACCACAGGAAUGGUACAUUUCAGGUGAUUUUUGUGAAUGUGAUGACCGAGACUGCGACAAACACGAUGGUCUCAUUUGCACAGGUAACGGUGUUUGUAACUGUGGAAACUGCGAGUGCUGGGAAGGAUGGAAUGGAAACGCUUGUGAAAUCUGGCUGGGAACAGAAUACCCUUAACAAAGGACACCAGAGACUGAGGGUUCUUCUAGUUUGAUUUUUCUUUAGGCUGCUAGAACAUUUAAUUUUGGAAGUACUCAGAGUGUGGGUGUGGGUGUGCAUGGUUGUAAAUACUCUGGAACUGUCAUGUGAAUGCCAGCUCCUUAGAGAAAUGAAUAGCAAAACAAAACAAAAACAAUAACAAGAACAAACAAAUCAUUUGGGAGCAGGACAGCACAAGCUCUAAAAACUAAAAUCAUUUAAAAAAAAAUGGCCCUCCACAUUUUUUUGAUAACUUCAGUGAGGCUGAGAUUGCUCCCAUUAUGUCUGUUUCUUAAGCAAUCUUUGCGCAAAAUGAAAGUCAUUUGUUUUUACAUUAUACGUUCAGUUUUCAAAUCUCCAUAUCAAUAUGCAACAGUAUUCCUGUAGAAGAAUAGCACUACAAGUAUUUGUCAGGUACUUCAUUUGAUAUAUUUUAUGGAGUUUGUCAAAAACAUUGUUUGACUCUUUUCUUUCCAAACAUCCAGAUUAUGCCCCAGCUCCAGAAGAAGCAUUAAAGCAAUUUAUCAAGUUUUUGUUUGUUUGUUUGUUUGAUUGAUUUUUUGGUCAAAGAAUUGAGAAUUGAAUCUGUGUAACUGACGUUCCAUUACCCCACAGCCAUUGGCUGAAGACUCAAAAUGUUUGAAGAGAUCCUUGUCCACAAGAUAACUUCUGAUUUUCUAUGGUUAAAGAGUCAAUAACUCGGUUAUCCAUUUUAACAUUCUACAAUACAGCCAAAUGCAUAACCUAUAGAAGUAUAAGGAAUUAAACUAAUAAAUGUAUGAUUAGCUAUUCCAAAUAUGUAUCCUGCCACUCAUAUGUACUUUUCUCAUACUGUUUUAUAUAUGUAUAGUUGCCUAGUCCUCUUGAAAGUAAAGCAAUGAAAAUUUCUUGUACUAAUAACUUUUAGGAUGACAACUCUGUAUGCUAUCAGAAAUCACUGUUUGGAACAGAUUGCACUGUCACAUAUGGUCUUCACCGAAUUUCACUGUUUUCAAAGUCAGAGGCCUGAAGGUCAACUGACUUGAAA